UUCUGCACCUGCUCAUGUCUUCAUUAAACUGUUGCUGAUCAUCGGGCAAUGGAGCCAUGCGCCUUCGAAAUGGAGCUUCGAUGUACUGAUUUGACGGGUAUGCCGGAUCUCCGUACAAAAUGAAUUUCUUCCCAAUUUCUGCCAUUUUAUCUCGUAAUUUAUCCAUCAGUUUGCUGUCAGCAAGAAUCCCGGCAUCGUGCCUCCUCCCCGGCCAGGGGCCAUCCAAGUUUACGAUCAUUCCAUUGGGGCCACAACAGACUGAAAUACCAUGCUAUGCAUACGAUAAUGUGCGUUCCAAACUACUCGCUGCCCCUCUGAAGGUUUGCAAAUUGGUCGCACUGUACCAUCGAUAUAUGCCCAAACAUUCUCCAGGGGGGCUCCCUUGGAACGCCCUGCCUCAGCGAACUCCUCAAGGUCCUGCCGUGUCAGCCAGCAUAAAUCAAGAGUCGUUAACAGGUGAAUAAAUUCGCUAUAGAUGUGUUCAAUAGCCCAGUGAAAGGCAAUGGAUAGUUCCGCUAUGGAUCUAUGGAAUAUGAUUGUUAAGUCCGUAUAACGACAAGGAUACGCCAGGCGACGAAGAAGGAUGCACAAAGCUUCAGUUCCUUCAAAUACGGAUCAUGUUUCACGGCGCACAACAUCCGGGAUGUGAAGCUCCUUGCGCAACUCAUCAAUAUCCUCGCGGUGGAAUCUGAACCACGCAAUACAGUCCUCAUCGCUGAUAUCAUUAAGGUUGAACCUUUUUCUGUUUUCUUUUUCCUGGGAUUUUUGAUCGUGAUAGAGGGACAGGAAUAGUGCGAGUUCUUCUGGUUCGAAUUCAUCCAGGGCGAUAACUGUUUGAAGAAAUUGUGUGAAGGAAUUAGCCAUGAUCCCUUGAACAGGAAACGGUGAAUAUCUCAGAUGAAUCCCCAGAGGACAGCCUCUGCACGGGACGAUCAAUGACCGAAAUUGGCCCCAAAGCCACAUUGUACACUAAAAAAUUCUGCAGUUCAACUGAGCCGAGGGGAGGCCUUAAAAUUAUCAGCCAUCGAGAUCUACUUGAAAAGAUUCAGGACGAUACAAUAACUGUCAUCAUGGACGUCGUCGUUGAGCUGAAAUCCGAAACUUUCCGCUCCUACACCAUACAACCGGAUGCGGAAGUCUAUCGUCAGCGGUUCUGCCAGCGACUUGCCAGCGUGGUUUCUGGAGACGCUGCACAGCGCACCACCGACUUUGUUAUUCGUUCCAACGACGGCCAAGACUUCCGUGUUCAUCGCUGUCUGCUCAUGGUGCAUUCACCGGUCUUUGCCGCCAUGUUAACCCAUGAUUCCGAAGAAAACCAAGAUGGCUUGUGUGAACUGAAUGAUAUUGACGGGGAAAGUAUUUCCAUUCUGCGUGACUAUGUUUACGGGUGUGAAAUGGAGAAGAUUAAUCUCGGUAAUGUCGAAAGGGUUUUAAUUAUGGCGGAUAAAUAUGCGGUUGAGGAUCUCCGCUCAUUCUGUGAGUCAAUGCUGGCCAAGAACAUCAGCCCGGAGAACGCGACAAAGUAUCUUGCUCUCGCCGAACAGCGGGGUUUGGAAACCCUGAAGAUGGAGGUUCAGUAUGCGCUCAAUACAGAGCACGCACAAGUGCAAAAUGCCGCCAAUGAGCUACUAGACAAUAUCUCGGGGGAAAAUGUUGCGGAAGAGCAGGAAAAGUCCGGAUGGUUUUCUUGGCUGCGUUACUGGGGAUCGUGAAUCCGUGAUGAUAAACCAACUUGAAAUUUUUACUGACUUCUUAAAUCAAUUAUUUGUUUUUGGCACCGGCACGCGCUGGGUGUACUUUAUGGUGACAAUGUUAGAAAGUUACGACGAGUUUUGACAUCAUACUUUUUGCCUUUUCAACUGACAGCUGGAGAAGUUGUUCAUUCAUUCAGCCGAAGCGUUUUCAUUAUUGCAGUUUCUCGGAAAAUUUGUGUGACCUUUUAACUUACCUUACAGAAAUAACGGAGCAACUUUCGCAUUUGUUUUAUCGUUUGUAUGUUUCUGUAUAAGC
Molecule: messenger RNA, 2010 nt
Organism: Paramacrobiotus metropolitanus
Lineage: Eukaryota; Metazoa; Tardigrada; Eutardigrada; Parachela; Macrobiotidae
Product: speckle-type POZ protein-like
Exons: 2
Coding region: 936-1712 (258 amino acids)
Molecular function (GO): protein binding
Source: RefSeq, a predicted model, not a curated record